Messenger RNA from Didymodactylos carnosus, 228 nucleotides. Lineage: Eukaryota; Metazoa; Rotifera; Eurotatoria; Philodinida; Philodinidae. The record is from the annotation of a GenBank genome assembly.
AUGUUGUGUGUAAACAGGGGAAAAACAGCAAAAGCAGACAAUUCUCAAAAUGCGGACAGCGGACAAAUUGCGGAAAAAACUCCAAAAUGUGGAAUUUGUUCGCAAAAUGCGGACCAUCUGGGAAGUGAUUAUUCGCAUUUUAGUCAAAAUGUUCGACAAGAUACAUCAACAUUUUUGAGAGGAAUUCAGUUGAGUAAUCGUCAAGGUGAAGCUAUAUUUGACACUAUU